AUGUCUCGUUUUCCUAUACUUAUUUUCAUCGGAUUAUCAAGUGUUUACUAUGUAUCAUUUGCAAGUAUUGAAUAUGAAAAACAUUAUGAAAAUAACAAAUUUAUACCGGAACAUUCCAAUGAAUGGGUAGUACGCAUUGAUGAAGGUGAUGAUGUUGCUGAACUUAUUGCUAAUGAACUUGGUUUACAAAAUAAACGAAAGAUCUUUGAUAAUUAUUAUCUGUUUAUAAAUCCAUCUGUACCUCGACGAGCCAAACGUGCAACAAACGAGUUCACUGAUCUACUUAAUAAACAUGAAAAAGUUUCUUGGGCUGAACAACAACAAUCACGAAAUCGUAUUAAACGAGAUUAUAUUGAUAAACGUGCACAAGAAGAUCGAGUUUAUCGAUCUUUAUCAUUUUCCGAUCCAGAAUGGAAUCACGAAUGGUAUUUAAAAGAUACAAGACCAAAAAGUUCAAGUCAAUUACCUAAACUUGAUUUACAUGUUUUACCAGCAUGGGCUGCCGGUUAUACUGGUAAAGGUAUUAAAGUAACUAUUCUUGAUGAUGGACUUGAAUGGAAUAAUUCGGAUAUAAUGGCAAAUUAUGAUCCAAAAGCAAGUUAUGAUUUAAAUGAUAAUGAUGAUGAUCCAUCGCCACGAUAUGAUCUAACAAAUGAAAAUAAACAUGGAACACGAUGUGCAGGUGAAAUAGCUAUGAUUGCAAAUAAUUCUAUUUGUGGUGUUGGUAUCGCAUAUAAUGCAAAAAUUGGUGGUAUUCGUAUGUUAGAUGGACAUGUUACGGAUCGUAUUGAAGCUGAAGCUAUUUCUUUUAAUCAUAAAUAUAUUGAUAUUUAUUCGGCUUCGUGGGGUCCAAAUGAUGAUGGACGUACAGUUGAAGGUCCAGGUACAUUAGCUGCAGCUGCUUUUAUCAAAGGCAUUACUGAAGGUCGUAAUGGUAAAGGUGUAAUUUAUGUUUGGGCAUCAGGUAAUGGUGGACGACGACAAGAUAAUUGCAAUUGUGAUGGUUAUACUGGUUCAAUUUAUACAAUAUCAAUUUCAUCAGCAUCUGAACAUCAACAAUCACCAUGGUAUGCUGAACGUUGUCCUAGUACAAUGGCAACAACUUAUUCAUCCGGAGCUUAUCAAGAUCAAAAAGUGACAACAACGGAUCUUUAUGAUUCAUGUACAGAUGAUCAUACAGGCACUUCUGCCUCAGCACCAUUAGCAGCUGGCAUAUUUGCGCUUGUUUUAGAAGCGAAUCCGCAAUUAACAUGGCGUGAUAUGCAGCAUUUAAUAGCAUGGACGUCAGAAUAUGCUCCUUUAGCAAAUAACCAUGGUUGGACAACAAAUGGUGCCGGUUUUAAAGUUAACAGUCGUUUUGGUUUUGGUCUUUUAAAUGCAGCAGCAUUAACUGAAGCUGCUAAGAAAUGGAUUACUGUACCGGAAAAACGAAUAUGUGAAAUUGAACCAGUUAAUUUUCAACCACAAAAAAUUAAUGCUAAACAUCCAUUAGCUAUUGAUUUUGAAGUAACUGGUUGUGAAGGGGAAAAUAAUGUUAUUCGUUUUCUUGAACAUAUUCAGCUUUAUAUAACAAUUGGUUAUUCAAAUCGUGGUGCACUUAAAAUUAAUAUAACUAGUCCACAUGGUACUCAAACAACAUUAUUAACUGAACGUGAACAAGAUAGAUCACCAGAUGGUUUUCGAAAUUGGCCAUUUAUGAGUGUACAUACUUGGGGAGAGAAUCCAAAAGGUUUAUGGACAAUUAAAAUAAUGGAUAAUACUGGUAACCAAGACAAUGGAGGUAUAUUAGAAAAUUUUCAUUUGGUAUUACAUGGUACAGCUGAAGCACCACGUUAUAUACAAGCAGGACCACGUGUAUAUGAUGAAAAUUAUAAUACUGUUCAAAAUGAACGAAGUGAAGAACGUCAAAGUAUGAAAUUAUUACAUAGUUAUCGAGAUAUAUCUGAAACAAGUAAACAUGUAUCUGAUGCAAAUACUAAUGAUCAACAGUCAAACUCAAAUAAUGAACAAGAUAAAAGCUCAGAUUCUAAAUCAGAAAACCAUUGGCUCCGUCUUCUAGCUCGACUUAAUGGUAAUUGGGUACAAUAG
Molecule: messenger RNA, 2088 nt
Organism: Adineta steineri
Lineage: Eukaryota; Metazoa; Rotifera; Eurotatoria; Adinetida; Adinetidae
Source: the annotation of a GenBank genome assembly